Messenger RNA from Physeter macrocephalus (sperm whale), 1695 nucleotides. RefSeq names its product envoplakin-like. Gene Ontology annotation, cellular component: membrane; intermediate filament; cytoplasm. The record is from RefSeq and is a predicted model, not a curated record. Gene Ontology annotation, molecular function: cadherin binding; structural molecule activity. The transcript has 12 exons. Gene Ontology annotation, biological process: wound healing; intermediate filament cytoskeleton organization. The coding region runs from base 1 to 1695 and encodes 564 amino acids. NCBI's taxonomy places the organism in Eukaryota, Metazoa, Chordata, Mammalia, Artiodactyla, Physeteridae.
AUGGCGACAGUGGGGAAAACCGUCGGCAAGUGGCAGUUUGGGUUUAACCGGUUUGCACUUAGUUGCUUCGCGGGGUGCCCUAGGGCAGCGGGUGCCCCAGCUCUGCCCCUGACCACCCACCGACCUCAGUUCCAGGAAGAGGCCGACUCUGUCAGCCAGACCCUGGCAAAGCUCAGCUCCAGCCUGGACACCCAGUACAGCCCUGCCCCGGGGGGCCCACCUGGCGCCCCAACAGAGCUGCUGCAGCUGGAGGCAGAGGAGAAGCAGCUGGCUGUGGCCGAAAAGACUGCUGGGGACCUGCAGCUGCGGAGCCAAGAGGUGGCCCCUCUGCCGCAGCGCAGGAACCCACCCCAGCAGUCCCUGCACGUGGACAGCAUCUGUGACUGGGACAGGGGAGAAGUGCAGCUGCUGCAGGGCGAACGGUAUACGCUGAUGGACAACACUGACCCGCACACCUGGCUGGUCCAGGGCCCGGCAGGCGAGACCAAACGUGCCCCAGCCGCCUGCUUCUGCAUCCCAGCUCCGGACCCUGAAGCCGUGGCCAGGGCCUCCAGGCUGGCCUCGGAGCUGCAGGCCCUGAAGCAGAAACUGACCACAGUCCAGAGCCGCCUGAAGGCCAGUGCUGCGGAGCCCUUACAGCCCAGCCAGAAGGCUCCAACCAGCUCGGCCCCAGCCGACCCACAGGCCCAGAAGCUCCUGACACGGAUGGCCCGGCUGGAGGAGGACCUGGGGCAGAUAGAGAAGCAGGUGCUGACCUGGCUCCGGGCCCCGCUGAGCCGCAGCACCGCACUGGAGGACCUGGAGGGCCGCAUCCGAAGCCACAAGGGCAUGGCCCAGCGGCUGCAGAGCCUGGGAGCAGAGAAGGCGGCAGCCCAGCAGGAGUGUGAGGCAUUUCUGUCGGGGCAGCCUGGGGGCCCCGCCGCCCUGCACCUACCCGUGGCCCUCAGCAACGUCAAGAACAAGUACAGUGACGUGCAGGUUCUUUGCAGACUCUACGGGGAGAAAGCCAAGGCUGCCCUGGGUCUGGAGCAGCAGAUCCGGGAUGCGGACAGGGUCAUCCGAGGCUUCGAGUCCACCCUGGCGCGGGAGGCCCCCAUCCCUGCAGGCCCAGGCGCGCUGCAGGAGAGGGUCAGCGAGCUGCAGCGCCACCGGAGGGAGCUGCUGGAGCAGCAGGCCUGCGUGCUGGGGCUGCACCGCCAGCUGAAGGCCGCCGAGUGCGCGUGCGGCACGCUGCACAGUACUUUCCAUGAAUUCUGCCAAGACCUGCCACGCCAGCAGCGCCAGGUGCAGGCCCUCACGGACCGCUACCACUCCGUGGGUGACCAGCUGGACCUGCGGGAGAAGAUGGUGCAGGACGCUGGCCUCACCUACCAGCAGUUCAAGAACUGCAGGGACAACCUGAACUCCUGGCUGGAGCACCUGCCCCGCAACGAGGUGCGGCCCAGAGACGGGCCCAGCCAGAUUGCCUACAAGCUGCAGGUGCAGAAGAGUCUGCUGCAGGAGAUCCAGGGCCGAGAGCAGGACAGGGCCACGGCAUCCCGCCUCUCCCAGCACCUGCAGGCGGCCCUCCAGGACUAUGAGCUGCACGCAGCCGCCUACCGCUGCUCCCUGGAGCCCACCCAGGCGGGGGCGGCACCCGGGAGACCCCGAGUGGCCCCGCUGCAGGAGAACUACCCCUUCCAAGCCCUGUCCUGA